Molecule: messenger RNA, 1436 nt
Organism: Astyanax mexicanus (Mexican tetra)
Lineage: Eukaryota; Metazoa; Chordata; Actinopteri; Characiformes; Acestrorhamphidae
Product: baculoviral IAP repeat-containing protein 5.2
Exons: 4
Coding region: 218-643 (141 amino acids)
Source: RefSeq, a predicted model, not a curated record
ACGCGUCAGUACAGCGGGCAGAAUUCAAACUGUGCUUCGUGUUUACGUUUGACAGCUAACAGCUAACUUAACAUUCAGCGCUUUUACAGAUAAAAACUGAUAAAAACAGAUAAAAUACCGAUAAUUAACAGCAUUAUUAUUAGUUUAUACAGCUUAUUCUCCUCUAUCUGAACCUCCGGAUCUUUAUCAGCGGGUUUUUCUCCCUCCGGACUGUAUUAUGGAUCCGACACUCGACCAGAAUCUGGACCUGUAUUUCUAUAAGAACCGGUUAGCCACCUACUCCGGCUGGCCUUUCGACGAGGAAUGUGCCUGUACUUCUGAAAACAUGGCCCAGGCUGGAUUUAUCCACACUCCCUCUGAUAACAGUCCAGACGUGGUCCAGUGCUUCUUCUGCUGUAAGGAGCUGGAGGGCUGGGAGCCUCAGGACGACCCGGUGAAGGAGCACAGGUCUCACUCUCCAGCCUGUAACUUCAUCCUGCUGAAGAAAGCAGUGGAGGAGCUGACGGUGGAGGAGUUCCUCAAGCUGCAGAAAGAGAGACAGAAAUUUCACAUCAAAAAGACCUGCAACCAGGCCAUUGAGAAAUUUGAAGUUUCUGCAAAGUCCAGAAGAGGCGAUAUCGCCAGAAUGGCCAUGGAAGGAUAAAUAGACUUGGAGUCUGGAGUGUUUAAUACUUUAUCUGUUAUCUUGUUGUUGGUUUUCUGUGUUGUAUGUGUGUGUUGUGUUGAUAAAGUUGCAAAAAAAGUUGCAAAAGCCACUUAAAAUGUGUGAGUUUCUUUGAUUUUACCAAAUUGAAGAAGAUGCAUGAUCACACGCCCUCAAAUUCUUCAUGGAUCUGUAUAUCUGAUAUUAUUACUAGUUAUAUACUACAAAUAUACAGCUCUGGAAGAAAUUAAGAGAGCAUUUCAAAAUAACAAAAGAGGCUGAAAUAAUAAAAAAAGAUGCAGAGCUUUCAGACCUCAAAUAAUGCAAAGAAAACAAGUUCAUAUUCAUAAAGUUUUAAGAGAAAUCAAUAUUUGGUGGAAUAAUCCUGGUUGGUUUUUAAUCACAGUUUUUAAUUUCAUGCAUCUUGGCAUCAUGUUCUCCUCCACCAGUCUUACACACUGCUUUUGGAUAACUUUAUGCUGCUUUACUCCUGGUGUAAAAAUUCAAGCAGUUCAGUUUGGUGGUUUGAUGGCUUGUGAUCAUCCAUCUUCUUCAAUUUGGUAAAAUUAAAGAAACUCAUCAUUUUUAAUUGGUCUCUUGUUUUUUUAAAGUUAAGAUUUGAUGUUGUAUAAACUUGUAUCUUAUUGUGCGUUAUCUUUACUCGUGUUAUCUUGUCGUAUAUAUGGUUAUAUAUAUGUUGUGUAAACAGUCUCUCCUGUUGUCCUGUUGAAGCUCAGCAUCCGCUCAGUAAACUCUGUCCUUGAAUGUUUGAUUUAAUAAAGGAAGAAAUGAA